CGCGGUAACCGCGGCCGCACUCCUGAGCCGCGCAGCCGAGGCCAUGGCUGGGGGUCCGGAGCCCGAGCUUUACGUGAGAUGGAAGCACUGUGGGGUGCAAGGUGAUAGGCCUUUAUGCAAUCUAACAAAGCUUUUGAACAAACUUCAGAAAGAUCACAGAGAUGACAUCUAUCUCUACACCUCUGGGCACUUGAAUUCCAAUAAGCUCUACAGGCCUCCUGAGACAAUCCUCUAUCACUGGCCCAAUGCCAAUAGACCAAAAGGGGAAAAAAUCUUCAAAGUAGAGAAAGCAUCUGAUAAGAAGAUUGCAAAGAUGAAAGAUGCUUUGGCUUAUUUUACCAUCAAUACAGCUCUGAGUCCAAAAGAUGUCCAGACCACACCACUAUUCAGGUAUCUGGACCCUCUGGAGCCUAUUUCCCGCACUUCAGAAGAGGACUUCAUUCCAAGGAAGGCUCCAGGAAAAGAGGCUUCUGCAGAACUGCGGAGAAGAGAAGAGCUGAGAUUGCCAGAGAUGAAGGUUCUCAAGUACAGAACAGUGGAGUCCAGCCGUCAGUGUGUGAUGUCUCCCCAACCCAAGGAUAAGUACCAGUACAUCAGCUCCUACCUAGCUGGUAUCACAAAGACAGACAAGUACAGAAAGUUCCUGUGCUUCCAAAAAGAAGUUCUUGCAAAACAAGAUCUCAUGAAGCACGAUUUCACUGGGAGAAAGGCAGCGAUAUGCCAUGAAAAGAAGUUGGAACAGGAGCUCCAGAAAGUGUGCAUAUGUGAACCUCAGCAGUUCAACAGACUGCACAUCUUUGGAGAAGUCUUUGAAGAUAUUUGCAAUAGUUCUUUGAUAUUUGGUGACAUCUUGAAAGAAGUCAAGGAUGAAUAUGAACUGUACAUGGCAAUCCUUCUGCAGUCCCAGGCCACGUCCCAGGACAAGACUCUGCUGGCUAAUGCCAAGGGGCUGGAGAGGAGACCAGUGAAGACUGCAGAUGUCACCCAGGCCAAGGAGGAACUGAGGGCGAUGGUCGCAGCCACCAAAGCAGCCAUGGAGCAUAAUGACAAACUCAGAAGUGAACUCGAGAGGGAGCAAACACUGCUGCAAUCUGCUAAGGAAAAAUCAGAAUUAUCUAAGAAAGAUGUAAUGGAUGAGGAUCACCUCACUCUUAUUGAGAAGGUUGAAAAGAAGAGGUGUGAAAUACUUAAUAAAUGGGAUGAAAUUCAAGCUCUUGAAAGAGAAAUCAAAACAACUUUGCUUCAUACGGGAAUUUCACAUAUCACUGAGAAUAGGAUUAAAAGCAUAGAGACUGAAGCUAUAAAAUUGGAAACAGCAAACAGAAUUUUAAAGAAGAAAAUGCAUGUUAUUGAAAGCCAGGUGAAGCAGACCAUGGAGAAGAGCAAGAUGAGUGAGGAGGGGCAGCGGAACCUUUGGGAUUUUAUUAAAGAAUUUGUAAACUUAAAGGAAACAGAAACUAACUCAAGUGAUUGGAAAAUGACCUAUGAAAAUUCAUAGCCACCAUGUGCGUAGCACGAAUGUUUGCAGAUUUAUAAAUUAAUGAAGAUACAUCUUGUUUUGUCAGUUUUAAUCUCUAAUAAAGUUAAUGUAGCAUAUGUAUCCUACUCAAGAUAUUGGAAUAAAUACAUGUGUGCAUGUGA
Mustela erminea (ermine) is the source of this 1641-nucleotide messenger RNA. It is a transcript of the gene C4H6orf118, whose product is annotated as chromosome 4 C6orf118 homolog. The record is from RefSeq and is a predicted model, not a curated record. The transcript has 10 exons. The coding region runs from base 44 to 1498 and encodes 484 amino acids. NCBI's taxonomy places the organism in Eukaryota, Metazoa, Chordata, Mammalia, Carnivora, Mustelidae.